GUCUGUCAACUGAAACAAAGCAGCAAAUUCAUGGAGAGUCUUACUCUUUCCUUUGCUCUUUUAAUCUUGCUAUUGAAUAGCUUUGCCUUCUCCUUGGUUUCUGACACUGAUAAAAAUGCACUUAUUUCCUUCAAAAACUCCAUUACUUCCGACCCUUAUGCUAUCUUGAGCACCAAUUGGUCGCAAAACACAUCAGUUUGUGAUUGGACUGGUGUGUCGUGCGGCCUCAAACACGGCCAUGUCACUGCUCUCAAUCUCUCUCGAUACGACCUUGCUGGAACUGUUGCUCCCCAUCUCGGAAACCUUACGUUUCUAAGAUAUUUGGACAUCAGUUCCAAUAGUUUUGCGGGGAUGUUACCCUUUGAGCUCUCUAAUCUGCGUUGUUUGAAGGUGAUGAAUGUGGGAGCGAAUUCAUUCACCGGAGAAAUACCAAUAUGGUUGGGCAGUUUACCUCAAUUGGAGGAACUCUAUCUGUAUAAUAACUCUUUCUUAGGUAAAAUUCCUGCAUCUUUGUCUAAGCUCCAGAUGUUACAAACAUUACAUUUGUCUAAUAAUCAAUUUAGUGGGACUAUACCAUAUGGUAUUUUCAACAUGUCUUCUCUUAUAGAAAUAAAAAUAGGAUAUAAUAGCCUAUCAGGUAUGCUCCCAAGUAAUAUGUGCAAUAAUUUGCCUAGCAUCAAAAUACUCUUUCUCCAUAAAAACCAAUUUGAGGGCCAGAUUCCGCCAAAUUUAUGGAAAUGCACACAUCUUGAGAAGUUGUCACUAGCCUUCAACAAUUUCAGUGAAAACAUACCACGUGAAAUUGGGAGAUUGAGCUUUCUUACAGAGUUGUACUUGGGGUACAAUAAUGGUUUUCAAGGAGGAGUUCCACCAGAAAUCGGGAAUCUUUCAAGACUGGAGAUUUUACAGAUUGAAAACGCUUCUCUAACCGGUAAUAUGCCAUCUUCAAUCUUCAACAUGUCAUACCUUGAGAAGUUAUAUCUUGGUGAUAACAAGUUGACAGGGGAGAUUCCACGAAAUAUAUGGAAAUGCACACAUCUUGAGAAGUUGGCAUUAUCCUACAACAAUUUCAGUGGCAAAAUCCCAGGUGAAAUUGGGAGAUUGAGCAUUCUUAUAGAGUUAUACUUGGGGUACAAUAACGGUUUUCGAGGAGGAAUUCCACCAGAAAUAGGGAAUCUUUCAAGACUGGAGAUUUUACAGAUUGACAACGCUUCUCUAACUGGAAUUAUUCCGUCUUCAAUCUUCAACAUUUCUUCCUUGACAUACUUAAGCCUCUCUUACAAUAGUUUGUCAGGAAGUAUCCCAACUUUCCAUCUACCGAAGCUUGAGAACUUAUAUCUUGAAGAUAAUGAAUUGAAAGGUUUGUUCCCGACUGAUAUGUGCAAUAACGUGAGCAAAAUAAAAGAGCUUUCACUAUUUUCAAACCAAAUAAAAGGGCAGAUUCCCCGAAAUAUAUGGAAAUGCACACAUCUUGAGAUGUUGUCAUUAUCCUUCAACAAUUUUAGUGGCAACAUCCCAUUUGAAAUUGGGAGAUUGAGCAUGCUUACAGAGUUGUACUUGGGGUACAAUAGUGGUUUUCAAGGAGGAGUUCCAUCGGAAAUAGGGAAUCUUUCAAGACUAGAGAUAUUAAAUAUUGACAGCGCUUCUCUAACCAGAGAUAUUCCAUUAUCACUCUCCAGCCUGUCUUCCUUGACAUUCUUGAGUUUAUCUGACAAUAGUUUAACAGGAAGUAUCCCAAUUUUCCAAAAUCUUCAAGACAUGUAUCUCGAUAACAACAAGUUCACAGGACUUAUUCCUCCGAAUAUCUGGAAGUGCAAAAAUCUUGAGAUCUUGAACUUAAACAGCAACAAUCUCAGUGGCAACAUCCCUCGCACCAUUGGAAAUAUGAGCAUGCUUAGAGAGUUGUACUUGGGUUGGAACCAUUUCACAGGUGAAUUACCACAAGAGAUUGGCACUCUACCAAUACUUCAGAUAUUUGGCGUGCUUAGCAAUUCCUUAUACGGAUUAAUCCCAUCUUCCAUUUUCAAUAUAUCAACUUUGAAGGGUUUAGGAGUUACAUAUAAUGAGUUUUCAGGUACUCUUCCAUCAGAUUUGGGGAACUCACUAAUCAAUAUUGAAGAGCUUCUUUUGAGUUUUAACAAACUCUGUGGCUCAAUUCCAAGCACUAUUACCAAUGCUUCUAAACUUACAAUCUUGGAGAUGUAUAGCAACUCAUUUAGUGGCUCUAUACCCUACUUCGGUAAUUUGAAGCUCCUACAAUCACUUCUCCUUUCGAAAAACAAUUUGAGUGGAGCAGAAUUUGCAACUCAGGAAUUAACAUUUCUCUCUUCAUUAACUAACUGUCUACAUUUGAAGUACCUCGCAGUAAAUAACAAUCCAUUGAAUGGCAUACUACCCACUUCACUAGGAAAUUUUUCCUCAUCUCUUGAGCUGUUUGAAGUAGAAAACUGCAGCAUCAUGGGUGUCAUUCCUUCUGAAUUAGGAAACUUAAGCAACUUGCUAGCUCUAAGUUUGGCUCAAAAUCAGCUGAGUGGACUCAUUCCACCAACAAUUGGGAAAAUGAAGCAACUCCAAAGACUAUAUCUUGGUGGCAAUCAAUUGGUAGGAUCUAUCCCUAACCAACUUUGCCAAAUGAAUCAUUUGGGGGAGUUGGACCUAAGCAUGAACAUGCUUGUGGGUCCCAUACCUGAAUGCUUAGGUGAUAUUAAGUCCUUGAGAGGGAUCAGCUUAGGUUCCAACCAAUUAAAUUCAACUAUCCCUCCUAACUUUUGGACUCUCACAGACCUUCUGGCUUUGAUCUUGUCCUCCAAUCAUUUGAGCGGUCAAUUGUCAUCUCAACUUGGUAAUUUCAAGUUACUUAGCUAUUUGGACUUGUCUUCUAAUCAAUUUUCAGGUGAUAUUCCCACCUCAAUUGAUGGUUGCCAAACACUAGAGUUUCUUAACUUAUCAAAUAAUUUUCUCAGUGGAUCUAUUCCUCAAUCCUUUAUAAAGGUUAAAGACUUGAAAACAUUGGAUUUGUCUUACAAUAAUCUUUCUGGAUCAAUACCCAAGUCAUUAGAAGACCUUCACUUUCUUGAAAUAUUUAAUGUUUCCAAUAACAAAUUGGAAGGGAGAAUUCCAGAUGGUGGUUGUUUUCGCAACUUCAGUGCAGCGUCGUUUGUUGACAACUUAGCUUUGUGUGGUCUAAUAACAUUUCAAGUUCCAGCCUGCCCAGAAAGCCAUCAUAGAUCAUGGUUGAAGAAACUCAUGGUGUCAUUAGUGAUUUUAGUUGUCAUUGUGGUGAUUGCAUUGCUUGCUUUCAUAAGGAUGUGUAAACAGAAAAAAGUAGCCCUCUCGGUUCAUUUUUCACCACAAAUUAGUGAAUGCAUAGGAAUUCCUUACUAUGAACUUGAACGAGGAACAAGUUCAUUUAGUGAAACCAACCUACUCGGAAGAGGUAGCUUUGGUUCUGUAUUCGAAGGAACACUUUCUGAUGGUCUGAAAGUUGCAGUAAAAGUGUUCAACUUGGAACUACAAGGAGCAGCAAGGAGCUUUGGUGUUGAAAGUUCUAUAUUGAGCAGCAUUCGACAUAGAAAUUUAGUUCGGGUUAUUGGAUAUUGUUGUAAUAUGAACUUUAAAGCAUUGAUUCUCACAUACAUGCCAAAUGGGUGCUUGGAUGAAUGGUUGCAUUCUAGCAAUUAUAUUCUGGAUCUUAUACAGAGGUUGAAAAUAGCAAUAGAGGUUGCGGCCGCCUUGGAAUAUCUUCACCACGGCCAUACAUUCCCAAUUGUUCACUGCGAUAUAAAGCCAAGCAAUGUGUUGCUUGAUCAAGACAUGGUUGCCCAUCUUUCUGAUUUUGGCAUUUCCAAGCUUUUCGAUGGAGGCGAAACUAUCAUUCAAACACAAACGCUGGCAACCAUCGGUUACGUAGCACCAGAGUUUGGAAUGGAAGGUAAAGUGUCAAUAAAUGGAGAUGUAUAUAGUUUUGGCAUACUGCUGCUGGAGAUGUUUACUGGAAAGAGGCCAACGGAUGAUAUGUUCGGUGAAGAAAGAAGCUUAAAAGAGUGGGUAAGUGAAGCAUUAGAGCAAAAUACCGCAACUCAAGUGAUGGCGUCUGCUUUGUUGUCAAGGGAAGAUCAACAUUACUCCGCCAAGGAGAAAUGCAUGUUAUCAACAUUUGAAUUGGCAAUAAAAUGUUUAGCCGUUUCAGCAGACGAAAGGAUCAAUAUGAUUGAAGUAGCAGCUGCUCUGCACAAGAUUUAUGCAACAUUUGUAGCAGAUACUCAAUGGCGCCGUCCAUGAAAUUUUUGCUACGCCGCAUCAGGUGAAUCAAAAAAGCUUGUUAUGUUUCAUUUAUUUUAUCAUGUUUUUGGACUCACUACUGUGUAGUUUUCCAUUCAUAGGUUAUGAAUCGAGGUGAAAACGGAAAUAGUAUAGUUGGAGUAUUACGUUUCUAAUUGUUAAUUACAGUCUAUAUUCUGAAUA
This is a messenger RNA of Salvia hispanica, 4464 nucleotides long. The record is from RefSeq and is a predicted model, not a curated record. NCBI's taxonomy places the organism in Eukaryota, Viridiplantae, Streptophyta, Magnoliopsida, Lamiales, Lamiaceae.